GGAUGCCUGACAAGGAGAAUAUGUCUAAUAGUAGCCUCUGUUCAAUCUCAAAGAACAGCAAUAAGGUACCAUCAGAAAAAAUCCUCCGAGCUGGAAAAGUAUUACGGAAUACGAUCCUCUCCCGUGCUCCUCACAUGAUAAGAGACCGGAAGUACCACCUGAAGACCUACAGACAAUGCUGUGUAGGAACAGAACUGGUAGACUGGAUAAUGCAGCAGAGUUCCUGUGUUCAUUUACGGACUCAGGCUGUGGGCAUGUGGCAAGUAUUGCUGGAGGAAGGUGUUCUCAAUCAUGUGGACCAGGAGCAGUACUUCCAGGACAAAUAUUUAUUUUAUCGAUUUUUGGACGAUGAGCAUGAAGAUGCCCCGGUGAUGCCAACUGAGGAGGAAAAGAAGGAAUGUGACGAAGAGCUACAAGACACCAUCCUCCUGCUUGCUCAGAUUGGACCGGAUGCUCAUAUGAGGAUGAUUCUUAGGAAGCCACCUGGCCAGAGAACUGUGGAUGAUCUCGAAAUUAUUUACGAAGAACUUUUGCACAUUAAAGCUUUAUCUCAUCUUUCAACAACAGUAAAACAAGAACUAGCAGGCUUUCUGGUGUUUGAAUCACAUCCCAAAGCAGGGACAGUUUUAUUUAAUCAGGGAGAAGAGGGGACGUCUUGGUAUAUUAUUCUGAAGGGUUCAGUCAACGUAGUAAUUUAUGGAAAGGGUGUGGUGUGUACUCUACAUGAAGGUGAUGAUUUUGGCAAGUUAGCAUUAGUGAAUGAUGCUCCCAGAGCAGCUUCCAUCGUUUUACGGGAAGAGAACUGCCACUUCUUGAGAGUAGAUAAAGAAGAUUUUAAUAGGAUACUCCGGGAUGUUGAAGCAAACACUGUAAGAUUGAAGGAACAUGGCCAAGAUGUCCUGGUGUUAGAGAAGGUCCCAGCGGGAAACAGGCCUUUUAAUCAAGGAAAUCCACAGCCUCUUCAGCACAAAUAUAUUGUAAUGUCAGGAACUCCAGAAAAAAUUUUAGAACACUUUCUAGAAACGAUGCGACUAGAAUCAACGCUAAAUGAAGGAAUGGAUGCCGGUGUGAAUGAUUUCGUUACAAUGCAUUGUGUAUUCAUGCCAAAUAAUCAACUUUGUCCCGCUCUGAUGGCUCAUUACCAUGCCCAGGCUUCUCAAGGCACAGAGCAAGAAAAACUGGAUUAUGCGCUGAAUAAUAAAAGGCGAGUUGUCCGUUUAGUUCUACUGUGGGCUGCUUUUUAUGGUGAUGUUUUGCCAGAAGAGGAAGCAGCAGUGGCGUUUCUGGAGGAAUUUUAUGUAUCUGUAUCGGAUGAUGCAAGGGUCAUUACAAUGCUCAAAGAGCAACUCCCAGAGCUAGAGAAGACUGUGAAACAAAUAUCAGAAGAAGCUAAAGGACCUCAGAAAAAGCACAAAGUCCUUUUGCAGCACUUUAACAUGAGUGAUGAAAGAACGCAAAAACGCCAGCCCAUCAGGGGAAGUGAUGAAAUUCUAUUCAAGGUAUACUGUGUGGAUCACACGUACACCACCAUCCGCAUUCCAGUUUUGUCAUCUGUUAAAGAAGUCCUCUCUGCAAUAGCCGACAAACUGGGCUCUGGAGAUGGCUUGAUAUUGGUCAAGAUGAGCUCAGCAGGAGUAGAGGGCAGUAGUGUAUACAGAAAAGAAGAAAACUGUAAGGAAUAUAAAAACUUGAAUUCUUUCCUUGCUUUGAUUAUGGGACUAAGCAACGUUGCAGUGAGUCGCCUCACAAUGACCUGGGAGAAACUUCCAAGCAAGUUCAAGAAGAUCUAUGCAGAGUUUGAAAGCUUAAUGGACCCUUCAAGAAACCAUAGGGCCUACAGACUGACAGUAGCUAAACUGGAACCCCCUAUUAUUCCCUUUAUGCCUCUACUCAUCAAAG
This is a messenger RNA of Thamnophis sirtalis, 1899 nucleotides long. Lineage: Eukaryota; Metazoa; Chordata; Lepidosauria; Squamata; Natricidae. The record is from RefSeq and is a predicted model, not a curated record.